Oncorhynchus keta (chum salmon) is the source of this 1434-nucleotide messenger RNA. Its product is annotated as zona pellucida-like domain-containing protein 1. NCBI's taxonomy places the organism in Eukaryota, Metazoa, Chordata, Actinopteri, Salmoniformes, Salmonidae. Bases 1 to 1434 code for a protein of 477 amino acids. Gene Ontology annotation, cellular component: cell surface. The transcript has 12 exons. The record is from RefSeq and is a predicted model, not a curated record.
AUGUGGCUGCCCCUGCUUGUGUGCCAGCUUCGCCUGAUUCUGCGGAGUGAGGCCCAGACACCCAGCACUUUUUGCAACAUGCACUCAACAUUCAGACCACCAGUGAACUCAGACAUCACAGUGACCUGUGGUACUGAGGUUAUGGAGUUGAGUAUCUUGUUAUGCCCAGUCUACUUUGGUGGAUACAAUGAAACCCUGAUGGCCCUCAACGCACAGUUCAUCCUCCCCGGGUGCCAUGGAAUACCUGACUGGAACAUUGACCCACCAAUCCUGAAAUUCAAUCUGUCAAUAACUGCUGAUGCUGUGGCUGUCUGCUCCAACACAUUCAGGAUAACCAAUGAAGUUGGUACUGGGUUAUUUUCUGACUUCUCAAAUGUCCAGUUUGUUAAUAUAUCUGGCACCAUCAACUCGCUGGACCCCAGUGCAUCUAUUGUCACCUACCGCCGGCAGAUCAUCUACAUGUUCUCCUGUCGCUACCCUCUGCAGUAUCUAGUCAACAACAGUAAAGUCACAGUAUCGGGUGUGAGUCUUGCAGUGAGGGACAAUGAAGGCAGCUUUGUCAGUACACUGACCAUGUGGCUCUACAGUGACACUGACUACACUCAGCAACUCAUUGUCCCAGAGAAUGGAAUAAAUCUGAAGACCAGAAUCUUUGUGGCCGUGAAAGCCACCAGUCUAACAGAGAGGUUCCACGUUCUGCUUGACCGAUGCUAUGCAACAACAAGUCCCGUUCCCAACAACAGCACCUACUAUGACCUCUUUGUUGGGUGUACACGUGAUAGAAAAACCAGGGUUGAGUUGAACGGAGCGUCCCAGAAUGCAUACUUCUCCUUUGAGGCCUUCCGUUUCAUUGAACACAAGAACAUGACCAUCUCCACUUUCUACCUGCACUGUGUCACCCGACUCUGUGAGGUGUCCUCCUGCUCGUCCUUACUGCCCAACUGUUCAGGUUCCUCCAGGAAAAAGAGAGAAGCCCAGGGAGGGUUGGCCAACGACCAGGCCACAGUCUCCUCUGGACUCAUCAAGACCAAAGUGGACGACGGUGCGGCCAUACUGUACCAGUGGUCUUCCAACAGCUUCAUAAUUCUCAUUCCAGUCCCAGAGAAGCCCAAUGAGCCGUGUGGCUGUCAGUACUGCGGACUUGUCUUGGCUGGACUCCUGCUGUCUGUGGUCUGCCAAGAAAUGGAUAAAGAUGUGGAAGAGACCAAUGAACCUUCAAACCCACAAGAGAAAAAGGAGCUGAUGGACUUUUUGGGCACAAAAAAAGGUGCACCUGUUCCUUGUACACUCUGGGAGCCAGACAUGAGGCUGAGGUCCUUUGAGACGGUGAAGACGGACCGUCAGCUGCACUGCAGUGACACGCUGGCCCAGCUCUGUACCUCCCUCUGCUUCUCCAGUGUCAUGGAGUUCAUGAGCAACCAGCCGUCUCACUGA